CCGCGCCGGGCGCUGGGGCGGGGUCUGCGGGCGCCGACGGGGCGGGCGCCACGUCGGCAGCGGGGAAAGGCGCAGGAGUGGAAUCUCUGGCGGAGCUGAACGGAACCGAGUCUGCUGCGCGGUGUAUGCAGAAUACUUGUGUGGAAACACCUAACUAGAAAUCUUCACGAAGGAAUAUAUUUGGCAGUAGGCAGUGUGAAGAGAAACCUGCCUUAGGAUACACUGCAAUCUGGUGACCAGGGGACUCUCUUGCAAAGUGGAACAUAAGAGCUUGAAUCGUAACAGACAAAGGAGGCAUCAAAUCAUAGGCAAUAAUGAAUCAAACAGACAAAAACCAACAGGAAGUCCCAUCAUACCUUCAUGAUGAACCACCAGAAGGUUCAGUAAAAGACCACCCGCAGCAGCAGCCUGGCAUGCUUUCUCGUGUGACUGGUGGCCUCUUCAGUGUCACAAAGGGAGCUGUUGGUGCCACGAUCGGGGGUGUUGCUUGGAUUGGAGGGAAGAGCUUGGAAAUUACCAAAACAGCAGUUACAUCUGUGCCUUCAGUGGGAGUGGGGCUAGUCAAAGGAAGUGUUUCUGCUGUAGCUGGAGGUGUUACAGCUGUAGGAUCUGCUGUUGCAAGUAAAGUGCCUUUAACGGGAAAGAAAAAGGAUAAGUCUGACUAAAUCCAAAACUGAGACAUAUUUGAUUAUCCAGAAUAUUACAACAGUGGCAUUAAAAUCUGCUCAGAUUUGGACCAUGAGAAGCCAUGUGUCUUAGACACUUUAUCUUCUAAAGAGUUGUGCAAGUAACUCCAUUCCAUCUGAAAAGGACGGAAGAAGCUUGGCUAGCACGGCGUAUGAAGAUUCAUUAGAGCCUAGAUUGAAGCUUUGUAUCUGGUGAAAUGUUACACUUGAUAACUGUAGAAGUAAGUGUAUCUGAAGGGAUAAUACAUAUUUGAAUAUUCAUUUACUGUAAGUCUUUUGCAGUUUUGGACUAAAAUGUGAACACAAACUUGGUAGUCUCUGCUGUACCAUCAAUAUGAUGAGAUACCAUUCACUGUUCUCA
This is a messenger RNA of Pezoporus occidentalis (night parrot), 1047 nucleotides long. RefSeq names its product transmembrane protein 263 (gene TMEM263). The transcript has 5 exons. NCBI's taxonomy places the organism in Eukaryota, Metazoa, Chordata, Aves, Psittaciformes, Psittacidae. The record is from RefSeq and is a predicted model, not a curated record. The coding region runs from base 315 to 665 and encodes 116 amino acids.